AUGAUUCCCAAGGAAGGUGGCUUUCCGGCUUUAGAAGGUUACUGGGAGCCACUGUGCCUGGGGAAUAAGAAUUUACAAUGUGGAGAAGACAGGCGACUGGAGAUGCCAGGAUGUGUAGACACACUCCUUGGGAUGGCAAGAUGGCCAACUGAAGAUAAUAAUUCUUUGCAGACUAAUCUUCUGCUGGGUAGUGAGAAACCAAUCCAUCUAGUCAGCAAAAUUUCGUCUUCAAGCCAAGGGAUCCCCAAACAAGCACAGUCCAACGCUUUUAUUGCACAUGAAAAUUCCAGUGAUUCAGAAGAAGAAGACCGGAGUACCAGCAGCAUAGAAAAUCAGGCUCCCCCAAACUCUCACAGGGUGCCAGAUUCCAAGUCACAUCCACCGCACAUCAAAAUAGAUAUCAUCAGGAAAGUGCAAGCCAAAAAUACGCAGCGCUAUAAAGUGGAAUAUGAUUCACAGAGUACGGAUACACUGAACUUCUCUUCUGAAUCCAAACAAGAGACUGAAUACGGUCCCUGUCGCAGAGAAAUGGAAGACACUUUAAACCACCUAAAGAUCCUGAAUGUCUUGAGUCCCAGGGGUUUUCAUAUUCCAAAUUGUGACAAGAAGGGGUUCUACAAGAAAAAGCAAUGUCGCCCAUCAAAAGGCCGAAAGAGAGGUUACUGCUGGUGCGUGGAUAAAUACGGACAGCCGCUUCCUGGGUAUGAUGGGAAGGGGAAAGGAGAUGUCCACUGCUAUAACUUGGAAAGCAAAUGA
Egretta garzetta (little egret) is the source of this 756-nucleotide messenger RNA. It is a transcript of the gene IGFBP3, whose product is annotated as insulin like growth factor binding protein 3. The record is from RefSeq and is a predicted model, not a curated record. Gene Ontology annotation, biological process: regulation of insulin-like growth factor receptor signaling pathway. Gene Ontology annotation, molecular function: fibronectin binding; insulin-like growth factor I binding; insulin-like growth factor II binding. Bases 1 to 756 code for a protein of 251 amino acids. Gene Ontology annotation, cellular component: extracellular region. NCBI's taxonomy places the organism in Eukaryota, Metazoa, Chordata, Aves, Pelecaniformes, Ardeidae. The transcript is spliced from 4 exons.